AUGCGUCAAGUAUCUGUCAAGGCGAUUCAGUGCGCACGAUUAUGGAAAAACGGCAGUAAACGUCCGUGCCCACUCUUCGCCCCAGGCCAGGCGCUAUCACUGCGAUCAUACUCUUCCAGUAAACUCCCAACAAACCUACCCGUCGUACGGACUCCCAUGCAUAUCCGCCGGUUUUCGCUUGCUUUGAUUUCGACUGUGGUCGCUUCCGGGGCAUGGUACGCGUAUCAGGGCAAUGGUAGUGCGCAGUCAUUAGCAACCCAGGUUAGAGGAUUUGCCUCAAAUGCAGUCUCGUACGCAUAUGCCGAUAGUCCAUCUGGUCCCACGCGCCGACCUGUGCUAGUAAAUAACGCCCAGUUCUCCACUACCGCAAUUCCCAAAGACCAACCUUUGUCAAAAACAACCGACGACUCGGACCGACGCGUUCUCAAUCGGUUGACACCCGAGCAGGCUACCGAGAAACUGCGAAAGGAUGAGGAAUCAUACUUGGUCAAUCGUGGAAAUGGUGUGGUUCGCUACGACCUGGUUCAGGUUCCUAGCAACUCGCCCAUUGAGGAUGACCACGCGGAAUUGGUCGUCGAAGUACCUUCUUCAGCGGCUGCAGGAGAAGCCAGCGAUUGGAACUUCUGGGCAGUCUUUGAUGGUCACUCUGGUUGGACGACUUCUGCAAAGCUCCGAAAUGUUCUCAUCGCAUACGUUGCACGAGAGCUGAAUGCCACAUUUGAGGCUGCUGCCGCCGAUCCAUCGAAGCUGGUCCCAUCAUCUGAGGCUAUCGAUGCGGCAAUUAAGCAGGGUUUUAUGCGCCUCGACCACGAGAUUGUGAAUGAGAGUGUUGAGAAGGUGUUCAAGGCUAACUCUCGACGUGUGGCCGCGGAGCUUCUCGCCCCGGCUCUUUCUGGAUCUUGCGCCCUGCUCAGCUUCUACAACUCUCAGUCCAAGGAUCUCAAAGUUGCAGUCGCAGGUGACUCUCGCGCAGUCCUCGGCCGUCGCGGCCCCAAUGGAAAAUGGACUGCUACUGCUCUUUCUGAAGACCAGACUGGUGGAACUCCUUCUGAGGUGAAGCGCUUGCGCGAAGAACACCCUGAUGAACCUUCCGUUACUCGAAAUGGCCGAAUUUUAGGCCAACUCGAGCCUAGUCGUUCCUUUGGCGACGCAUUUUACAAAUGGAGCAAAGAAGUCCAAGACAAGAUUAAGGGACAAUUCUUUGGCCGUACUCCUCACCCUCUUUUGAAGACCCCUCCCUAUGUCACUGCUGAGCCCGUCAUUACCACCACCAAAAUUGAUCCCUCACAAGGCGAUUUCCUCGUCUUGGCCACUGAUGGCCUUUGGGAAAUGCUGAGCAAUGAGGAAGUAGUCGGUUUGGUUGGCCAAUGGCUCGAAGAAGAGAAGAAUAAGGCAGCCGCUGGUUCCAACAAGGCAUGGCUCCAGAGCUGGUUUGGAUUUGACAACCAGGGAAAACUCCCUGUGGAGGAAGCACAUGAUGCCUCUGGCGAAGGACAGCGCCGUCCAAUCCGUCAGCGCCAAUAUGAUAUCGCCGGUGCAGCCAGCCGAUUUGUCGUCGAGGACAAGAAUGCUGCAACACAUCUAGUGCGAAAUGCGAUGGGAGGCAAGGAUAAGGACAUGGUGUGCUCGCUUUUGUCACUCCCUAGCCCAUACUCUCGCCGCUACCGUGAUGAUCUUACUGUUGAGGUUAUUUUCUUCGGCCACGGAGACGACUCUCGCACCAUCGAGGUCAACAAGGAAGCCAGUGCUCCGCAAGAAGAGGCCCCCCAACCCAAACUAUGA
Penicillium taxi is the source of this 1782-nucleotide messenger RNA. RefSeq names its product type 2C protein phosphatase ptcF (gene ptcF). The record is from RefSeq and is a predicted model, not a curated record. Bases 1 to 1782 code for a protein of 593 amino acids. Gene Ontology annotation, molecular function: protein serine/threonine phosphatase activity. NCBI's taxonomy places the organism in Eukaryota, Fungi, Ascomycota, Eurotiomycetes, Eurotiales, Aspergillaceae. The transcript has 3 exons. Gene Ontology annotation, biological process: protein dephosphorylation.